AUGCAAAGAAAAGCGAAACAACAACAAGAAAAGAAUGAUCGAAACGGUGACGGCGGUGUUAUGACAGUAACACAGGAAAAAAGAAAAAAGGGUAGAACAGAGCUGGGAGAGGAAGGGUCAGGGCGCAGGGGUGAAUUUGCCUUAGGACCUCCUCUCUUAUACUGUGAGUUAAUGAGAAGUUCGACAACUAAAAUUGUCCCCAAACUUAAAUACUCUGGAGGUUUUUCUAUUCCUUGUGUUAUUGGUGAUAUGAGUUUUGAACGUGCUUUGUGUGAUCUUGGGGCUAGUGUAAGCCUCAUGCCUUUGUCAGUUUGUAAGAAUCUUGAUGUGGGUGAGUUAAAAUCCACAAACAUUUCCUUACAGUUAGUUGAUCGAUCUAUCAAGUAUCCGGUGGGAAUAUUAGAGGAUGUUCCUAUCAAAGUAGGACAAUUGUUUAUAUCGGCUUAUUUUGUGGUGUUAGAAAUGGAAAAUGACUCCCAAGUCCCAAUUCUUCUUGGGAGAACUUUUCUAGCCACAUCAGGAGUUGUUAUUGAUGUGAAACAUUGGAAGUUUGUCUUCAAUGUGGGUGAUGAAAAUGUUGAAUUUAAUUUGUCUAACCUUAUGAAAAGUCCUUCUCUUGAAGAUUCUUGUUGUAGGGUCGAUUUAAUUGAUCAUUGUGUUAAGGAGUGUCAUGUAGGACCACUCUCGCAAGACGGGUUGGAAGCAUGCUUGAUUGGAAGCACAAGUCAUGAAGACUUGGCAAAGGAAGCUGAUGCAUAUGCUAACUUGUUGGAUGAAAAUCCUCCUCUUCCAAACUUAAAUUUUGAUGCAUUAGCAGCAGAAAAUUCAGCACCUCUCCCAAAAGAGGCUCCACAAGUAGAACUUAAGCAUUUGUCCUCAAAUCUCAAGUAUGAAUUCUUUGGAAAAAAUUCUACAUUUCCUGCCAUUGUAAGUGCUGAAUUAAAUGGUGAAGAAACUGAAAAAUUACUUUGA
Molecule: messenger RNA, 972 nt
Organism: Cicer arietinum (chickpea)
Lineage: Eukaryota; Viridiplantae; Streptophyta; Magnoliopsida; Fabales; Fabaceae
Source: RefSeq, a predicted model, not a curated record